This is a messenger RNA of Pyrenophora tritici-repentis Pt-1C-BFP, 2942 nucleotides long. RefSeq names its product PAT1 multi-domain protein. NCBI's taxonomy places the organism in Eukaryota, Fungi, Ascomycota, Dothideomycetes, Pleosporales, Pleosporaceae. The record is from RefSeq and is a predicted model, not a curated record.
AUGGCGACAUACACGCAGCACUAUCAGUCGUACCCAGAGCAACCGCUCUUCAUUGAUCCGCAUGCCUUCUUCUAUGCCGCUCAGUAUGACAACCGUCGAUCAAAGACACCAACCGACUCUCUGGUCAACCAUUCCGGACUCUCUCCCGGUCCGCUUGCUACCCCACCACCUCAAAGUCGCCGUCAAUCGCAGCAACCAGACCCAUCACUGGACCAAAUUCCUGAGCAUAUGCUAUGGGACAACAGCAGUUCAUCCACCUCCCCUACGUCGGUGAGGACACCGGAUGGCGAAUCAUUUGAGGUGGAUAUGCUCGAUUCGGAUUCAAUCCGUAACUACUACAACCAUGGCAACACUAUGACAACCCAAAGCCCUCACAAUGCCAUGCCAACCAUGGACUCAAGCAUGCUAUUUACCGCUCAGGGUACCUUGAGCGACCAAGCAGUCCAGGCGGCCUUCAAUGCUACAAUGGCUGAAUCCCACCGUUUUCAGCAACAACUUGGUAUGCAGCCUCAACAUGCACAUCAGAUGCCAGCUCUACACACCCAGAACAACAUGUUUGAUCAAAACUACACUACACAGCCAUCUCGCCAUGAUCCAUGGAACGGGCAAGGCCCUUCACGCUCCUCCAUGGUGCCUCGGUCUGGCCAUGUCGUUUUCGAUCCCCAGUCAGACCAGACGGUCAACUACUCGGACUAUUUGGUAGAUGUGGACUCAUGGACGGCGGCUUUUACCGACCCUACUGCUUUGAUCUCGCCCAGCGAACCCACCAUUCCACCACACGAGAACAUGUUCUUUGCAACGGCACAAAAUCUCGCACAACGCCAGUUUGAGCAAAUAUCACAAACGCAAUUACCGAACCAUAACUCCAUGGACAUGCAGAUGAGGUCAACAUCGCCGCCCCCCGACCAGCACAACUUUGUCAACUACAAUGCUUCAUCCGAUCUAUUCACAGAGAGCUACAUCACCGGUAAUCAGUUCCCGGCCCCUCCUUCCACAGCGUCCUCAACACACCAACCUAGCUCGCCAUACCAGCCAGGCAUCAGCCCGUCUGCACCUAGUCCUGGCAGCUCGGACGGCAUGUUCUCAUCGUACCAGCACUCUGAUCCGGGUAUGAUGUUCGACCAGUACCAGACGCAGCAGUUCACACAAUUGCAACAACCGCCAAUGUCUGCAAUCAAGGUGGACUACUCCAUGAUGGGAGAUGUAGCUGAAAUGAGUUUCGAUGCAUCUCCUGAGCCAGAGUCGUCUCGAAGUGCCGCGCAAAAGGCACUGGCAGCGAAGUCUGGGGGCCGAGCGCUGGGAACCCAUUUGGAGCCCACGGUGGCCAAAGCAGCGCACGACAUGCGCAAGAUUGUCGCAUGUUGGCACUGCGUGUUGCAGAGAGACAAGUGUGGUCCAGGCGACACUUGUGAGCGCUGCUUCAAGCGCUCGCAACGUCCCAAUGCUGACUGCGGUCUUGGAUGCAACCGAAUGAAGCUUAUUGACCUGUCGCCAUACUUCCUGCCGUCGCUGGUUACCCAGAUGCACGAGGACUCAAACCUCACCCACUUUGUCACGCAAUACAUCCAGCAAUGGGGCAACGUAGAGUUGACAGUCUGGAUGACGUGCGGUCAGAUCAACAUGCCCCGGAUACCCGUCAAAGUAUACGAGUUCAUCCCCCGUGGCGAUGCUCUACUUGUCCAAAUCCAAUACAAGACGGACCCCAAUACGCAUGCGCGCAUCGCGAUCCAAAAGCAGAGUCCCGCUCUCGGUAUGGUUCACAUCAACCACAAUGAGGAGAAGAAGUACGACAAGUACAUCAGCGACAUUGUCGACAAUCACCUCGAUGCCUUUGGCGAGCUAUGCUGGAUGGAAGAUGACAACGACUUCCAGCAAAAGCUCUUCAAACUGAUGACACGUGUGAACCCCAAAUCCGACGACGAGCGCAAGCUCCUCCGCGAAAUCUUCCGCCUCAUCGUCGUAACAUUUAUCAUGUCGCACACGCUCACCAUUGCCGAAGAGACAAAAGCCGCAACUCUCUCUCGCAUGCACUCGUACAAGGGCCAAAGCUCCUACGUCGACAACUACACCUCCCCCCGCAUGACGAACCGCCAACUCAAGUACUUCUUCUCGCGCCUACAGCGCUCCAUCCAAAAUACAGUGCUCAAUAAGCUGCAGCAGAUCUUCAAGUCGUCAAAGGGCUGCGACAAGUGGCUCGCUGCUUUCGUCGCCGUCCUCGGCAUGUGCAUGGCGCUCGAGGAUCAGCAGAAAACCAUCCACCUCGUCAUGUCUACCAAGGCCGCAACAGAGGGCCUCGACAGCCGCGACGCACAGGGCCAGGCGGACAUUGCGUGUCGCGAAAUCGACCAGCGCAUGCACUUUGUACAGCAAAUUUUCCGCUGGAAGUACAACCGCAAGUGUAAUCCCAUGCGCGAUGCGGAUCACGAUUGGGAUAAGGAAGUGGGCUUUGGGGACGCAAGUAGUGUUAAUUUUGUGCGUCAGGUUGCACAGUUGGUUAAGGAGAAUAUCGAUUUCCUCCAACAGCGACAAGCAGUCAGCAUAUCGCCUGCAAACCAAACAAAGUACACAAGUCGUCUUGUAGGGCAAUUUUUGCUUUCGUUUUGGCUGCCGAGCGUAUAACCUUUUGUCUCUGCUUUGCUCUACCUCUGCUUGUCUUUGUUUUGCUUCAUUUUGUUUUGCUCCCCGCUACAGUGCUGGUUGAGCAUACAUCGUCGCGCUUUCACCUCGACGUUUCUCCCGCAUCGUGGUCACGAAAAAUCUAUGCAUUCGCAUAUCAUGUAUCUCUCACGACCGCUAUGUCUAUUUCCUUUCUCUUUAUCAACACCGCGAUGUAUUUAGACAUCUGUCAUGAGGACCUUCUUUUUGAGUACGGUAAAAUACGUUGGAUGGCGGGGUACUGGACGGUGGACGAUGGAUGACGGAUGGUGGAUCAUGGAACGGAG